This is a messenger RNA of Malaclemys terrapin pileata, 1200 nucleotides long. RefSeq names its product histone H1. The transcript has a single exon. The coding region runs from base 278 to 931 and encodes 217 amino acids. Gene Ontology annotation, molecular function: structural constituent of chromatin; DNA binding. Gene Ontology annotation, biological process: nucleosome assembly. Lineage: Eukaryota; Metazoa; Chordata; Testudines; Emydidae. Gene Ontology annotation, cellular component: nucleosome. The record is from RefSeq and is a predicted model, not a curated record.
UUUCUCCAACGGGAAACUCUACUGAAUGAAAAUACCCUCUUUCCCCUUCCACAGGCUAUAAAGUGGGGGUGAUUCGGUGGCGGAUAUACUGCAAAAAACACACUUUUUUGACUUCCAAGAAACACAAACUGAACGGGAAGAAGAGUACUUUCUGGCUUGCAGCUGGGCGGGCUCUUUAACGCACCAAUCACAGAGUAGCUGUUCUCUAUAAAUACCAGGCAUCUGACCUGCUCUAGCCCAAUUGUUUUCUUCUGAUUCGUAGGGAACGUCUGCUAGAAUGUCGGAAACGGCGCCUGUUGCCACUCCUGCUGUGUCCGCUCCUGGGGCAAAAACCUCUGCUAAAAAGCCGAAGAAGGCGGCAGGAGGCUCAAAAGCCCGCAAGGCUUCGGGUCCCAGCGUGACCGAGCUGAUCACUAAGGCGGUGUCUGCUUCCAAGGAGCGCAAAGGGCUCUCCUUGGCCGCUCUUAAGAAGGCUCUGGCCGCCGGAGGGUACGAUGUGGAAAAGAACAACAGCCGCAUCAAGUUAGGACUGAAGAGCUUGGUGAGCAAGGGCACCUUGGUACAGACCAAAGGUACUGGUGCUUCUGGUUCCUUCAAACUCAACAAGAAGCCUGGCGAGAUCAAGGAAAAGGUACCUAAGAAAAAGCCAGCGGCAAAGCCUAAGAAACCAGUUGCUAAGAAGCCCGCCAGCGCCGCCAAGAAACCCAAAAAAGCUGCGGCCGUGAAAAAGAGCCCGAAGAAAGCCAAGAAACCAGCGGCUUCCGCGGCUAAGAAAGCGGCCAAGAGCCCGAAAAAGGCCAAGCCCGCCAAGCCCAAAAAGGCAGCUAAGAGCCCAGCUAAGGCCAAGGCGGUGAAGCCCAAGGCUGCCAAGCCCAAGCCAACCAAACCUAAAGCAGGAAAGGCUAAGAAGGCAGCGCCCAAAAAGAAGUAAAGCGGCUUGAAAAGGAAAAUAGAGUCUAACUCGUGCAAACAAACCCAACGGCUCUUUUAAGAGCCACCCACCUUUUCCAAAAGGAGCUGAAACAUUCGUGCAUUCACCGUAACAGCAAAAACAAAUCCUUUCCCCUUUGUGACGAAAUGGUGAAAGAUUACAAAGUAACUUUUUAAAAGUUAUUUUGUCGUUUUGGUGGGGGAAGCUAAGAGGAAAUAUUUUGCGGAUAUUAAGUAUCGGGGGUAGCUGUGUUAGUCUGUAUCUACAAA